GGUAUAAAAUGUUAAUGACGAGCUAGCAUCUCGAUCUAAUUAAGUUUCGGUUUCAAACCACAACGAAACAUUUUAGAAUAUUAAAAGAGUAUCAUUUUAUUUUUUAAAUACUUUAUUAGAGGAAAGGCGUGAGACUACAAGAAAAAUAAUUUCUUUACCACUAAAAUAAAAGGACCGCUAUGAAUAUCCCACCAAUUCAACAACCAGGAACAAUUGGAGUAGGCCAAAUGACACAGCCUGUAAAUCCUCAGCUUCCUCAAAAUCCACAACAAACGCAACAGCCACAGGUUCAGCAGCAACAGCAACAACAACAACAACAACAGCAAACUCAAGAAAAGCUUGACAAUAUUUCCAAAGUUAAAUCAUUAAUUGGUCCAUUAAGGGAAUCAUUAGCCAUAGCUCUUAAAACUGCAGCACAUACAUUACAUCAAAACAGUUUGGUAGAUGUUGGAUCUCUAAAGGGUGGUGUGGAUCAGUCUGAUCAUCGAUUCAAUAAAAAUAUGGAAGAAUUUUAUUCAAUUUGCGAUCAGAUAGAAUUACACUUAAAGACUUCUAUAGAAUGUCUAUCACAAAAUUCUAGCUCUGUAAGAUACCUACCAGUAUCUGUUAUACCAACACGUACUGAUACUAUUGGAGCUCAAGAAGGACCUGCUUUAACAUAUCCUCAGUUUUUGAUGACUGUAAGAGCUCAAGUUUCAUUUCUUCGUGAAGUUCAUGAUACUUUACUUUCUGCUGUACAAUCAAUAACAUCAGGUGAAUGAAUGAUUCUGUUAAUAGGAAAUUUAUUAUGAUAAAAAUAAUAAUUUAUAAUACUGUAAGUCCAAUUUUUUAUGUGUCUUUUUUUGUGCCUUGUCUUGUACAUCAUAAUGCAAUAAUGUAUAGUUAUACUACUUUAAUAAAAUUCUAAUUUAUUUUAUGUAAAA
Messenger RNA from Bombus terrestris (buff-tailed bumblebee), 923 nucleotides. Its product is annotated as mediator of RNA polymerase II transcription subunit 29. NCBI's taxonomy places the organism in Eukaryota, Metazoa, Arthropoda, Insecta, Hymenoptera, Apidae. Gene Ontology annotation, biological process: regulation of transcription by RNA polymerase II. Gene Ontology annotation, cellular component: mediator complex. The coding region runs from base 180 to 761 and encodes 193 amino acids. The record is from RefSeq and is a predicted model, not a curated record. Gene Ontology annotation, molecular function: transcription coregulator activity; transcription factor binding. The transcript is spliced from 2 exons.